Molecule: messenger RNA, 1379 nt
Organism: Salvia hispanica
Lineage: Eukaryota; Viridiplantae; Streptophyta; Magnoliopsida; Lamiales; Lamiaceae
Source: RefSeq, a predicted model, not a curated record
AUGGCUUCUUAUCAUACUUUUUCCAUCUUCAUAGCUUCAUCUUUGCUCAUUUUAUCCUCUUUCUCAAAUGCAAAAACCCCACCAAAACCUAAAGCAUUCACCUUCCCAAUUUGGAAAGAUGACACAACUAACCAAUACUACACCAAAAUCCAAUUUGGUUCCAACGUCACCACACUCAACGUUGGGGUCGAUCUUGGCGGCAAGUUGCUAUGGUUCAACUCCCCCGAAUACUUCUCCGCGGCUGACUCAUUCCGCCCAACCCGAUGUGGCACUAAGCAGUGCAAGAUAGCAGACGGAAUCGGUUGUGUCUUCUGCUUCCUGUCACCACCGGCUCCAAGAUGCACGAACAACACAUGCUCUGACUACGCCCUCAAUCCCUUCACUGGGACCGAGGACUAUAGUGGCAUAGGCACUGACGUCCUGCGUGUAGGCUCUACACGCGGGACCCAGUACAAAGUCAAUAACUUUCCCUUUAAAUACGCCCACGACGCCUUGUUGGAAGGCCUAGCCACCAACCUGGCCGGGCUCAUUGGCCUGGCCAGAACUAGGGUUUCGCUUCCAGCACACCUAUCAUCAGCUUUCAAAAUCCGCGAGAAGUUCAUGCUAUGCCUCCCUUCUUCGGGAGGCAACGGGAGCAUGAUCAUUGGCCAGACAGCUUAUACAAAACCCUUCCAACAGAUCUCGGAAUCAAUGUGGACCACACCUCUGCUCAGAAACCCUGUGAGCACAUCCGGCAACGAAUUAGUCGGAAAUCUCAGCAUCCAGUAUUUCAUCGGCGUCAAGUCCAUCAGAGUCGGCGAGACGCCUCUCGUUCUAAACAAAACUCUCCUUUCGAUCAACAAGAGGACCGGAGAAGGAGGGACGAGCAUACGGACGGUGAGGGCAUACACGAGCCUGCACAAGUCGAUCCACGCAGCUCUGGUUAACGAGUUUGUGAAGGCCGCAGCAGCAAAGAACAUCAAGAGAGUGGCGUCCGUGGCUCCAUUCGGUGCUUGUUUCGAUUCCAAGACGAUAUCCAGCACCGAGGCUGGGCCGGAUGUGCCGAUUAUCGAUUUCGUGCUGCAGAGUAAGAGCGUUUACUGGCGGUUUUACGGGUGGAACACGAUGGUGAGAGCUGGAGAGGGGGUGAUGUGCCUUGCGUUAGUGGAGGGGCAACCGAAUUUGUCGGGGCCGACGACGUCGAUCGUUGUGGGGGGUUACCAGAUGGAGAAUCAUCUGCUGGAGUUUGAUGUGGCGGCGGAGAAGCUAGGUUUUAGCUCGUCGCUUCUACUGCGUGAUACGAGCUGCAACCAGUUUCGAGCUGCCUAGAUGAUGAGAAUAAAUGUGGAAGAUGAUGUUUGUUUACUUUUAUUAUCAAAUAAAAAUUUGUUAUUGCAUCA